UGCAGUGCGGGAAGCUGCGACGGUAGUGGGGCGGCUGAGGAAAGGCCAGGAGGCGGGAGGCGCGGUGGAUGAGGUGCGUCUGCGCUGGUGGCCUGAAUUAGAGAGACCAUGAUUGUGGUUUCGGUGGCGUCACUCGUUGGGCCGUUCUUCCUGAGAUUUCCUUAAGCCAUCUCCCAGUGGAACCACUCCCAGUUUUUUUCUACAAGCACUUGUGGAAAAGAUGGCUGAUAUUAACAUCAAAGAAGUAACCUUGAUAUUAGGUGUGGUUACUGCCUGCUAUUGGAACAGCCUCUUCUGUGGUUUUGUUUUUGAUGAUGUUUCAGCAAUACUGGAUAAUAAAGACCUGCAUCCAUCUACACCUUUAAAAACUUUAUUUCAGAAUGACUUCUGGGGAACCCCCAUGUCUGAGGAGAGAAGCCACAAGUCUUAUCGUCCCUUAACAGUAUUGACAUUUCGCUUAAAUUAUCUGUUUAGUGAACUAAAACCAAUGUCAUAUCAUCUCUUAAAUAUGAUUUUUCAUGCUAUGGUUAGUGUGAUAUUUCUUAAAGUUUGCAAACUUUUUCUGGACAACAGGAGUAGUGUGAUUGCUGCUCUGCUUUUUGUGGUGCACCCAGUACACACAGAAGCAGUAACAGGUGUUGUAGGAAGAGCAGAACUUUUGUCAUCUAUCUUUUUUCUAGCUGCAUUUUUGUCUUAUACCAAAUCAAAAGGGCCAGAUAAUUCCAUAGUGUGGACUCCGAUUGCAUUAACAGUGUUUUUAGUGGCUAUUGCAACAUUGUGUAAAGAACAAGGAAUAACAGUUGUGGGAAUUUGCUGUGUAUAUGAAGUAUUUAUUGCCCAGGGGUAUACUUUGCCAUUAUUGUGUUCAACUGCUGGACAGUUUCUUCGUGGAAAGGGUACUAUUCCAUUUUCUAUGCUGCAGACACUAAUAAAACUCAUUGUCUUGAUGUUCAGUACAUUAUUACUUGUUGUGAUUAGAGUCCAAAUUAUUCAGUCUCAACUUCCAGUAUUCACCAGGUUUGAUAACCCAGCUGCUGUAAGCCCAACUCCUACAAGGCAGCUAACUUUUAACUACCUCCUUCCUGUGAAUGCUUGGCUUCUAUUAAAUCCUUCAGAGCUCUGCUGUGAUUGGACCAUGGGAACAAUACCACUUAUAGAGUCAUAUCUAGAUAUUCGAAAUCUUGCCACAUUUACUUUCUUUUGCUUUCUGGGGACUUUGGGAGUAUUUAGUCUUCGAUACCCUGGUGAUUCCUCCAAGACUGUUUUAAUGGCGCUUUGUUUAAUGGCAUUACCGUUCAUUCCUGCAUCAAACCUUUUUUUUCCAGUUGGAUUUGUUGUUGCUGAGCGAGUAUUGUAUGUUCCCAGCAUGGGGUUCUGUAUUUUGAUAGCCCAUGGGUGGCAGAAAAUAUCAAACAAAAGUGUAUUAAAAAAGCUAUCCUGGGUUUGUCUUUCUAUGGUGGUACUUACUCAUGCCUUAAAAACACUCCACAGAAAUUGGGAUUGGGAGUCUGAAUAUACAUUGUUUAUGUCUGCCUUGAAGGUAAAUAAAAAUAAUGCCAAAUUAUGGAAUAAUGUGGGUCAUGCUCUAGAAAAUGAAAAAAACUUUGAGAGAGCUUUGAAAUACUUUUUACAGGCUACCCACGUUCAGCCAGAUGAUAUUGGUGCCCACAUGAAUGUAGGAAGAACUUAUAAAAAUUUAAAUAAAACCAAAGAAGCUGAAGAAUCUUACAUGAUGGCUAAAUCACUGAUGCCUCAAAUUAUUCCUGGUAAAAAAUAUGCAGCCAGAAUUGCCCCUAACCAUCUAAAUGUUUAUAUCAAUCUGGCCAACCUGAUCCGAGCAAAUGAGUCCAGACUGGAAGAAGCAGAUCAGCUGUACCGACAAGCCAUAAGCAUGAGGCCCGACUUCAAGCAGGCUUACAUUAGCAGAGGAGAAUUGCUCUUAAAAAUGAAUAAACCUCUCAAAGCAAAGGAAGCAUAUCUUAAAGCACUAGAGCUGGACAGAAAUAAUGCAGAUCUUUGGUACAACUUGGCAAUUGUACACAUUGAACUUAAAGAACCAAAUGAAGCCCUAAAAAACUUUAAUCAUGCUUUAGAACUCAAUCCAAAGCAUAAGCUAGCAUUAUUCAAUUCUGCUAUAUUAAUGCAAGAAUCAGGUGAGGCUAAACUCAGACCUGAAGCUAGAAAAAGACUUUUAAGCUAUGUAAAUGAAGAGCCACAAGAUGCUAAUGGCUAUUUCAAUUUGGGAAUGCUUGCCAUGGAUGACAGAAAGGAUGCUGAAGCAGAGAUUUGGAUGAAGAAAGCCAUAAAAUUACAAGCGGACUUUAGAAGUGCUUUGUUUAAUCUGGCUCUCCUGUAUUCUCAGACUGCAAAGGAAUUAAAGGCUUUGCCAAUUUUGGAAGAGUUACUCAGAUACUACCCUGAUCAUAUCAAGGGUCUCAUUUUAAAAGGAGACAUUCUGAUGAAUCAAAAGAAAGAUAUACUUGGAGCAAAAAAAUGUUUUGAAAAGAUUUUGGAGAUGGAUCCAACUAAUGUGCAAGGAAAACACAAUCUUUGUGUUGUUUAUUUUGAAGAGAAGGACUUAUUAAAAGCUGAAAGAUGCCUGGUUGAAACAUUGGCAUUAGCACCACAUGAGGAAUAUAUUCAGCGCCAUUUGAGUAUAGUCAGGGAUAAAAUUUCCUCAUCUAGUUUUGUAGAACAGCCAAUGUUCCCAGCUGAUAAGACUUCAGAAGUAGAAGAAGGAGACAAAAUUCUAAAUGAAAAUGUAAAGGAAAUCAGAAGUGAAUCCAGACCAGCAAAGUUAAUAAAAACAAGUGAUGAUAAAACUUCAUCUAAAUCCAACAAACAAUUAGGAAAAAAUACAGAAAAAGAGACCUCCCACAAGACAACAAAAGAUAUCAAAGAAAUUGAGAAGAAAAGAGUUGCUGCUUUAAAAAGACUAGAAGAGAUUGAACGUAUUUUAAAUGGUGAAUAGCAUUAUUCUUUAUCAAGUGACAAUGGUAUCGAAGAACUUCAAUUUAUAUCAUGUGAUUGCUUGUUUUGGGAGCUUUGAAAAAUAUCAAGGAUACAUAUAGUCUAUCGUGAGGUGCCUCUACGUAGGAUCCAAAUAAGGUUUUCAUUAAAGACCUGUCUUACCCCAGGUGUAUUAUAUAAGAUACGGUAAAAAUUUUCAGAGUUUUAGUGAAUAUAACAGAAAUAUUCAAUUACAGGUGAAAAAUUUACAAUUUUUAUUAUGGAAGAAAAGUUUUUUCUGGCACAAUAAUCUUUGCUACUUUUAAUCAGUUAAAAAUAAUUUGAAGCUUGAAUGAUAACCCCUUGAGAACAAAUGCAACAUCUGGUUUAUUCUGUGAAUUCCCAUUUAUUAGUCUACUUCAUUUUUCUUGUACCUCUUAAAACCUGGCUAUGGAUUGAAAACAUUUACAGAACACGUUCUUUUUUCUUCAGUAAUUCUGUUUAACCAAGGAACUUUGCACUACAAAAGAAUGCUGGUUUUCUUUAUGUCGUGUUCUUUGUUUGAUUUUUAGAAGGAAUUCUGGAUGAAAUAUUUUUAAUAAGUCAUAUGACAUGUUAGCUAAGGAAGUAUUUUCAUAAUUGCGUUCUCGUCCUUAACUUCAUUCUAAAAAGCAAUUUUUAGGCAGGUAAAGUUUUACACACACUAAACAUACACACACACACACAUUUCUUAUGGUGCUCAUAUAUACUGUAUUUUUUUUAAAACAUAUUUAGAGUAUUACAACAUGAACCACAUAGGGAUGAUAUAUUCUUUGACUUACACUCCCAAACUAUUCAUGUUUCUGAGGGUCAUAGUCAUGUUGAGAAGUCCCAAUAACCCUAACUUUAAACUUUUGAGUUAUAGCAUAGUAAAUUUCUCCUUCAUUUUAGUUUUAGCUCUCUGGUCUUAUUUGAAUUUUAAUUUUCUGUUUCCAAAGUCACACCUUUAUCAUGCUAGAUAUAUUAAGUCACUAAAUUCAGUUCUGUUUAACUGAAGGCAAAACAGUGUGACAUAGUUUAUUUUUAAGACACUAAAUAUCUUGUUAUGGUGUAUAUUUUUAUUAAAUAUUUAUUUUGACUACUGAGCUUUCAUAAAAAUUGUAAGGCUGUUUUAAUUCUAUCAAGUAUGGGAAACAUAUUGCUGUUGGAUUUCUUAUAUGUGCAUACAUUAUGGCUUAUUCAAAAUUGCAUCAUUUUUGGCUCCCUGUUCAGCUAUAGAAGAUAACUAGCCUAAUACAGGACUAAUAAAUUUGUCAGUUGGUUUUGGCAAGUUUAAAUAUAAAAUAUAUGUUAGGUUAAAAAGUAGAUACGAAUGACACAUUCAUUUAAAUAAUUAUUUUCUUGAAUUAAACUACAUUUCAAAUGAGUUUUAUAAUACCUAAUAAAGUUGGUUUUAAUUUAAAAUGUUAAAGCUCAAGCUAUCAUCUAGGGAUAGUAGUUAAUUUCUAAUUAUGUCAUAUUUCAAAAACUAUGUAUUUUUUAGUUCCUUUGAGGUAACUGAUUUCUAAUUAUAUGUUUCAAAAAUCAUAUUCCUGUAAUUUUUAAAAGAAAUAUUUUAUAAAUAGGUCAGAAGAAACAUGGUAUGUGUUAAAGACCUACUCUUACUAGGUUCCCUGAGGAUCUGUCAUAGAUUUUUUUCUUUAAGGCAAUUUAAAGCAAGCACUGAUACCAGUGGGAAUUAAUUCCUGAUCUAGGAAAUUCUGUUAAGCAUCAAAGCAAUAUCUAAUUUCAGUUCUUAUUUUAUGUCUUUGCAACUCCAGAUAUAAGGUGGAGAAUACCUCAUAUACUAUGACUUGAAAAAUGAAAUCUAUAUUAUUAUUAUGUUCUUUCCAUGUAUCUUGAGGAAAAGUCUCUGAGUGUGAUCUCUUAUGCUAUAUUAUAAAGUGGAGGAUAGUUCAGGGAAGCAGAAGGAAAUCUUUUUGUGACAGGAGACCAUGAUAAAAUUUUGAGUAAUAUUUUGAUAAAGUUAUAUAACUAUUCAAAUGAUAAAAAGGUAUAUAUUAGUAUUAUCCAGUGAUUUUUAUAGAAAAGAGAAUUAUCUUCCUUUUUAGCACUUGGAACAGUGCCUAGCAUAUAGUAAGUGCUCAUAUAUUUGAAUUUUAAACAGUUUAAAGCAAAUUCACCAAGUAAUAAUAAUUAUCCUGUAUCAAUGGUUCUCAACCCUUACUUCAUGUUAGAUCGUCUGGAGUGCUUUUAAUAUGGACCCCACCCUAUAACAAAUAUUAAUUGCUGGCAGGUGGAGCCGUGCUUCUGUUUUUGUAAAAGCUCUCUAAAGUUCUCUCAGAGAUUCUGAUUUGUAGUGAAGGUUAAGGACUCUCUGCUCUAAAUUAGUUCAGGAAAAUGCUUUUCUCUCUCCUGUGUUAACUUUUUUAAGUUAGUAAUACUACUCAAAGUUCCACUAAGGAAUGUGUUCUUCUGAUAACUAGUAUUUAUUUUUUGAAAUUUAAGAUCUUAAGUUCCAUCAAACCUGCUUAUCUGUAUGAUUAUUUCUUUUAUAAUAGAAAUCCUAGUCAAACUGUUCAAGUGAGAAAUGGAAAUGGAUUUUUUUUUUCCCCUCUGGAGCUACCUUUUUGGGAAAAUGGAGGUGGGGACAUUUAAACCCAGUUCACUAACGUAUGGUUCAGAGUUGUGAGCAUCUGUAGGUUUGGAAAAAGCCUAGCACACUUCUGUGCACUGAUGAAUGGAAGGAAUUUUAAUUUUCACUGUUUUAUAAAAGAAUCUACGCCCGAGGAAUUCUGGAAAAGCUUUGACAAUCCCCAAAGGGCAGUGUUGUAUUACUCCUUCACUGCUUCUCAGAAGGUUUCUCAAAUUGCUCCUAUAUAUGUUUCCUUAUUAACAUUUGGAAUUGGGAAUUUUAUCUUAUAAUUAUUACAGUGAGUAGUUUCUGAAAUUGAUGACUUGAAGAGUAAAAUAAUGAAAAAUGUAACUUUGUUUUGCAGUUUUGUGUUUACUUUUAUGUAAAUAUUUAGUUUGUGAAUUACACAAUUCUAAUAAAACCUCAUGCCUUUUCAUUACAUCUAAUUUGAGCUCUCAACUUCAUAUAGAAUGCUUCUUUAAAGAUGCUUCAAUGAAAAAUAUUAAAAUGUAUAGAUUUGUAUGUCAAUUUAUACUUCAGAAAUUCAUAUAUUUGUCAUAUUUAUUUUUUUAAAAAACUUCAUAACUGCAUGACUAAAUGGUAUUUUAAAUGAAAUCCAAAAAACGUCUGGUAUCUUUGUCCAAAAUUUUACCCAUCCAAGCCAUCAGCCAUCCGUGUUAAGGGUUCAUAAAAAAAAGUUUAAAAUCGUAUGCAUUUUAUGUUACUGUGGUAUCUGUGUGUGCCAUAUUUUUAAGUAUUCAGUAUUAAAUUGGUACUUUUUAAACACC
This is a messenger RNA of Galeopterus variegatus (Sunda flying lemur), 6351 nucleotides long. It is a transcript of the gene TMTC3, whose product is annotated as transmembrane and tetratricopeptide repeat containing 3. Bases 221 to 2971 code for a protein of 916 amino acids. The record is from RefSeq and is a predicted model, not a curated record. NCBI's taxonomy places the organism in Eukaryota, Metazoa, Chordata, Mammalia, Dermoptera, Cynocephalidae. Gene Ontology annotation, cellular component: endoplasmic reticulum. Gene Ontology annotation, molecular function: protein binding; mannosyltransferase activity. Gene Ontology annotation, biological process: protein O-linked glycosylation via mannose. The transcript is spliced from 14 exons.